UUGCUAGUAAUCAGACCUUCGAUGCUGUUAUUUGUGAAAUAUUUCUCGCUGAAGCGCUAUAUGGGCUAAGUGAACAUUACAAUGUGCCACUAAUAGGUUUAGGCACCUUUGGCGCACACCCCUGGAACACAGAUAUGGUCGGUUCACCCAGCCCCCCUUCAUACGUGGCAAGCGCUAUGUUGCCAUUCAAUGAUCGCAUGACGCUGUGGCAACGUGUGGGCAACUUUGCAUAUAAUAUAUUCGAACGUUUGUUGCUCGAUCUAUAUUAUUUGCCGAAACAAGCAGCGAUUUAUAAGGAAUUCUUUCCGCACAAUAAGCGUGAUAUGUACGAGGUGCGUCGCAACGCUGCAUUAGUGCUGCUCAAUCAGCAUGUGUCGCUCAGUUUUCCACGUCCAUAUGUCCAUAAUCAGAUCGAAGUUGGAGGCAUGCACAUUAAUCGAAAACGCUCACCACUACCUGCCGAUUUGGAACGAUUUAUCAAUGAAUCGAAACAUGGAGUCAUCUAUUUCUCAAUGGGUUCCAACCUGCGUAGCAAAUUUUUGCCUUUGGAAAAACGUCAGGCUAUACUUGAAACAUUCCGUGGGUUAAAACAGCGUAUACUAUGGAAAUUCGAAGAUCCGCAACUCGAGGGCAAGCCGGAUAAUGUAUAUAUAAGUGAAUGGUUUCCACAGGACGAUAUUUUGGCACACCCGAAUGUGAAAAUCUUCAUUACACAUGGCGGUUUACUCAGCACCACAGAGUCCAUUUAUCAUGGGAAACCUUUUAUUGGCAUACCGAUCUUCGGCGAUCAGUUUCUCAAUAUGAAUCGUGCCGAAGCUGGCGGUUAUGGCAUAAGUGUGGAUUACACUAAUUUCACGAAAGAGAAAUUCAAAGUCGCUAUUGAACGUAUGUUGAAUGAUGACAGUUAUGCGAAGCGUUUGGCGGCUAUUUCAGCGAUUUAUCGCGAUCAACCAAUAAAUCCGUUGGACUUGGCUGCCUAUUGGGUAGAAUAUGUGGUGAGACAUAAGGGAGCCAAGCACUUACAUUGCGCCGGACAGGAUUUGAGUUUCAUACAAUAUCAUAGUAUAGAUAGCAUGCUGAUCUUAUUUGGUGGUCUGGCUUUAGCAAUUCUGCUGACCAUGUUGCUGAUACGUUUAAUAUGGGGUUGGUUGCAAUUUGCGCUUGCGCGAAAGGAUAUAAAGGAGAAGACACAUUAAAGUGUGAGAAUUAUUUUAAAUUAUUGCAAUUAAUGUAAUAGUGAAAACUUGUAUUAUAUAAUUCUUAUGUUAUAAAAAUUAUCCGUUUAUAAUUGUGUAGUUGCUUUGAAAGAUAAUAACUAUAUGCAAUGGUUUAAUCUAAAUAAAAAAUUGUUUGUUUCUUGGCGGUA
Messenger RNA from Bactrocera oleae (olive fruit fly), 1366 nucleotides. The record is from RefSeq and is a predicted model, not a curated record. NCBI's taxonomy places the organism in Eukaryota, Metazoa, Arthropoda, Insecta, Diptera, Tephritidae.